AUUUGCAGAUUUAUUGAAAUUUUGAUACAUAAAUAUAACAAUGGUGCAGCAUAAUAUGAAGAAAAAAGUAUCCUUACCAAGUGGUGUGAAACAGAAGAAGAAAAUGAAAUCUACAAAACAAGGCCCCAAGAAAGGUCAUCAAUUGACAAUUGCUCCCAAGAAGCCUGCUGCAGUACAGCAAGCUAAAAUUGAUUCAGAAAUAACGCGGACAAUAAACGACAAGAAUGAACAGUUGGUAAAAGGUCGUGCAGAUAAGGGUGUUGGUCGAAAUAGAAACUCUACCUGAUUCUUCUACCUACAAUUCGGUUUCUGUUAUUUGAUGUGCUUUUGGAAAUUUCUGACUUGAUAAAAUUUGAAUCGGAAAGGUUGACAUUCGAUCAUUGCUUUGAGAUAUGUUAACAGUUUGUACAUCUAUGCUUAACCUACAAAUUAUAUUCCAUUUCGGAAUGAGAAUUACUUCUUAGAAAACUUGAAUAUUAACAAAUUCUAAAAGGAAAUAUCCAGAUUGUUCGAC
Loa loa (African eye worm) is the source of this 514-nucleotide messenger RNA. RefSeq lists its product as hypothetical. NCBI's taxonomy places the organism in Eukaryota, Metazoa, Nematoda, Chromadorea, Rhabditida, Onchocercidae. The record is from RefSeq and is a predicted model, not a curated record. The coding region runs from base 41 to 286 and encodes 81 amino acids. The transcript has a single exon.